This is a messenger RNA of Panicum virgatum (switchgrass), 3168 nucleotides long. RefSeq lists its product as uncharacterized. Lineage: Eukaryota; Viridiplantae; Streptophyta; Magnoliopsida; Poales; Poaceae. The coding region runs from base 55 to 2856 and encodes 933 amino acids. The record is from RefSeq and is a predicted model, not a curated record. The transcript has 5 exons.
CUCCCGCGCGCACAAGCCAGGGCUCAGAGCACCGGAGGGGAGCACCACGUCCCCAUGCCGGCUCACGGCGGCGGGCGGGCGGGCACCGGAGACACGCUGGAGAGGCAGCUGAACGGCUUCGUUCGCGCGGUUGCGUUGAUGGAGCGGCUGGGCAACGCCCUCGGCACGCUCGCGUUCACCUGGGCGACCGUCGUCCUGCUGGGGGGCUACCCCACGGUGCUCCGCCAAGGCAGCGACUUUUGGUUCGCAACCACCAUAGUCUUUCUAGAAGCCUCAAGGAUGUUCAGCCGCAAUAACAAAUUGGAUUACCAAUUGUUCUUUUACACAAGAGGCGCUUUUAAGCCUCUUGGAUGGAAUGGGCUGACUGUGGCAGCGCUAGUUACACUUGCACUACUCCGGUUUGUGUCCCCAGUACUUGCAAGGUUACUCAUCAGAGCCAAUCUGUUACGCCGUGCCAUAUCGUUAUUGAGCCCCUUCAUUCCAAUUUUAUUUCUCGGCCUCAUUCUACACCGUGUAAUCACUAAUCAAGGAAUUGGCACUUCUCCUCAGAAAAAGAACAAAGGAAUUGGCACCAGUCAAAUGGCCGAAUUGGUAGCGUUCGUGCUACUGUUUCUGGUUCUGCUCCUUUUGACGAUCAGUAGGCUGCGGUUUUCAAGUAUCAUCAAACUAGUUGAUCGUGCUCUAGGCAGCAAGCAAGAGUUUUGGCAUCGAAUCAUUCUGAACUCGUGCAUGCUUACUACAGGAGUGAUAUUGGCGUUUGCGUCGUUUGGCCCUUCUUCUUUUGCCAUUACUUUCGUAAUUCAAUUAUUAUUUGCUGUAGCGACAGUGUGCUUGGGCAAUUUGCAGAUUCCAGCAGCAAUUGUGCGCGUGGUGCUCGCACUAAUACGUCUUAUACCACAUGACUACUAUGGUGAUAAUGUCAGGAAGAUUGACAAAAGUGACCCUGGGAAUGGGGGCAAGAUAAACCUUGCACCAUCCCUAAAUAUAUUCUACGGGAUGGUGCUUGGUCAAGGAACACUCUACAGUGCGGCCUGCAUACUCGAGUUGUUUUCUUUCAUCCCUCGAAGAUCCCUUGCUCGUCGUGGUGGCUUUGGAGGGCGGUGGGGAGUAGAGUCUGUCAACCUUUACUACGCAUAUGCCUUUGAGAAAUACAUGCAAGGGGAUGUGCUUGCUCCAAAGAACAUCAACCUCAACGACUUUGCUGUCGAUUCAAUAAACUCAGAAACGCCUAAGGUGCAGUUUCAUGGGAUUCGAAUGAUGCACUGUCUUCUGCAGAAGCAGCCAACUAGGAGAAGGUUCAUUCUGAAACUCAACAGAUCUAUGGAAACGAUGGCCAGGUUAAUCAACAUGCUAGUCUGGACAAUCCCAGAGGAUACAAUUGUUAGACUGUUUGCUGCAAAAGUCACCGCUGAGCUUGCAACAAGUAUCCGAGUUGUAACUAUACCAGGGACAAUUCAGGUUGUAUCAGCGCUUCUGGGAUGCGGAAACCAACAGAAAAGAGGAAACCCACUAUUGGACAGCAAAGUUGGCCAUGAGAAAAUACAUGAUUCAGUUCCGGAUGCCGACAAUAACCAAGAGGAAAGACUUGAUGCAGUUCCAGACAUUGGCAGCCAGAUGGAAACACAAGACCGCUCAACCCAAGGGACUACCGAACAAAAGUCCAGGAUAUUCAGAUGUUGUCAAGUGAUCUCCAAGUUAUGGUCAAUUCCUCAGGAGGAACCAUUGACAGAGCAAGAUCUUCUACCUGCACUAGCCAUGUUAAUUCUCGAUGGCCUUGCUAGCUUUGAUGAAGAAAAUUGUACGGAAAUCAGCAGGGCAAGCAGCCUCAUCCCCAAGAUCAUAGCAUUCACAAGCUGCAGAACAAGUGGGACCACAUAUACGGACGCACAACGGAAGGUCCUAGUGAAGUCAUCAGUGAAGUUGUUGCACAGGCUCACCAGUGUUGAAGGGGAAAUUGGCAUAACGUUGCGGUACAAGGUAUCUAAAUAUCCCUUUCUACUGAGAAACCUUGCGGAGAUCCUGGGAGACGGUACGAGCAGCCAAGAAGUAAGAACGUUGGCGGAAGGAAUCAUCAGAAACCUUGCCAUUGAUGAGAACACAAGGCAAGUGAUUGGGCGCAUCCAAGUGAUUAUUACCUUGUUGAUGCAGGCAUUUCUCAAACCAGACAGACCCUCCAGUAUGGAUGCUGAUAAGUUGCUAAGGGAGGUGGCCGGGCAGGCACUGGCAAUGUUGGCAAUGGACAAUGUCAACAAUUGUCUAGCCAUGUUAGGGGAAGCAGGGCAUGAGUUCAUUGAGGUACUCACAAGUAUGAUCCAUAUGGAUAGGUACAGAUGCGUGGCAGCAAGUCUGUUGCGGAAUAUUUGCCAGCACGCUCGACCUGAGCUUAAAGAGCCGGACCUGAAGGAACUAUCUUAUUGCUUGAGACAGGCGUUGGAAAUAAUAUUGGUUGCAGACGAGGAGGCAGAACUAGAGAUUUUCAUUGGCCUUAGUUCACAGAUAUGCAAAGUCAUUCCAGGAGACUUCGCCCGAGAACUUGAAGACGGCCAUCUCAAGGACAGAUUCGUGAAGCGGCUCGUAGACGCCCUGAACGCAAACAUGGAACCCAGCGCUCACUGCCCCGGGAUCAGGAGGGUGAUACUCGAGCAAGCCAUAAACAUGAUGGAACAUGACUCUCGCUACGCGAGGUGCUUCAUCGACCGCCGCAUGGAGGAAGCACUGGCCAUGGUGGAAGAGACGGCCUCGGAGGCCGAGAACUACAGCCUCUUCCUAGGUGAUGUAGGGCUGAUGGAGGCCCGCGUGCCUUUGUCCUCCCUCGUGACGACCGCCGAACAGCUGCUGGCCGUCCGUCGAAGCUAACAAGUACCCUAUCUUGGAUACAGAUUGUAGCUGUGUUGUGUUGUGGUUAGAGGUGGUAAUGGGUCAUGAUUUUUUCACAAUUCAACUUGAUGCUUAAUAUUUUUAGUUUAAAAUUAAUAAAAUUAAAGUCUGAUCUUUUAAGGUCCGGCCUGUAGAUUAUCUAGUCUAAAAAUUAAGACCCUUUACCACUCCAAUUGUAGUCUAGAGUUGUUGGAGUGAAAGUGAGUACUGGAUCGGCGGAUCCCAUGUAUUCUUGUGCACUCCGAAGAGAUUCUCUUAUCGCUAUUAUAAUUAUUUGUGUGAUUAAUGGAU